This is a messenger RNA of Solanum pennellii, 1233 nucleotides long. RefSeq names its product ribonuclease H2 subunit A. NCBI's taxonomy places the organism in Eukaryota, Viridiplantae, Streptophyta, Magnoliopsida, Solanales, Solanaceae. Gene Ontology annotation, cellular component: ribonuclease H2 complex. Gene Ontology annotation, molecular function: RNA-DNA hybrid ribonuclease activity; RNA binding. The transcript has 8 exons. Gene Ontology annotation, biological process: mismatch repair; DNA replication, removal of RNA primer. The record is from RefSeq and is a predicted model, not a curated record. Bases 97 to 990 code for a protein of 297 amino acids.
UGAUUAGUGUAGUGUUCAGUAUUUAGCACUUUGUGGCGGGACGGGAGCAAAUCGUCGGUAGACAGAAGCGGCGGCCGGCUACAUCGGAGAUCGGAGAUGGGUAGUUUGGGGCAGCUUCCAAUUUGGGCAUCGAAGCCUUGUAUCAUGGGUAUUGACGAAGCUGGUCGCGGUCCUGUUUUAGGGCCAAUGGUGUAUGGAUGCCUGUAUUGUGCACGCUCAUACCAGAAGACUCUUUCCACUUUACAGUUUGCAGACUCGAAGACUUUGAAAGAAGAGAAGAGGGAAGAACUAUUCGAGGAAUUAAAGACAAAUGAAUCCAUCGGAUGGGCUGUUGAUGUGAUAGAUCCUAGAGAUCUCUCAGCCAAAAUGUUAAAGAAAAAUAAAAUAAAUCUUAAUGAAAUAUCUCAUAAUUCUGCAAUCGGCCUUGUGAGGAAGACACUGGAGCUUGGUGUUCUUUUAACUGAGGUUUAUGUGGAUACUGUUGGUGAUCCUGAAAAGUAUAGAGUGAAGCUAUCUGAAAUUUUUCCAGCAAUCAAAUUCGUUGUUGCAAAAAAAGCUGACAGUGUUUACCCCGUCGUAAGUGGAGCCAGUAUUGUUGCAAAGGUUACUAGGGACCGAGCCUUGCGGGAUUGGGUGCUUGAUGAAACUGCUGAGAACAUGCAAAGGAACUUCGGAUCUGGAUAUCCUGGAGAUCCUGAGACAAAAGCUUGGCUAGAUAAUCACAAACACGCAGUUUUUGGGUUCCCAACCUUGGUCCGUUUCAGCUGGGGAACAUGUAACGCAUACUCCAAGGAUAAUGUCGAAGUAGUAUGGGAAUCUGAUGCCAAUGACGAAGAUGAACACAACGGAAGAGCUAGUAAGCGACAAGUAAAGCUAACUAGUAUUGGUUUCACAGGUGUAAAACGGAAAAGUGAAGAUAUCGAGUCAAAUGGGAAAGGCCGUUGCAAAUUCUUCCAAGCUCGUAAACUUGAGCUCCUCUCACAGUUCUGAAGUACACAAAUUCUCAUUUACUGAUAGAAUGUGAAAUGUUGCUUCAACACCAAAUUCAUCUUGCAUUAACUAGAACAGGAUGGUGCUUAGAUCAGCUAGUUACAUACCUGCUAGCUGAUCGAAAAUUGUUUUGUAACGCGAUUUAUAUGAUAACAUCUUUUAAGGAUUAUCUAUCAUGUAAUCACUGAAAUUAUGUGUAUCAAUAACCAUUAGUAUCUGAUGUAUCUUCCUACAUUACCUCUA